AUGCAUGGCAGAUGGGCUAUGCUUGCUGUUGCUGGAAUUCUUACUACAAAUUGGCUCGAAAGCCUUGGACUCAUUAAGGACUUUCUUGAGGGCCCGAGAUGGGUCGAUAUGAUCUCGAGACAUGUCGAUAUUCAGCCAACAUUCCUACACAAGAAAAAGCCUAAGCCUAAUAUUGGUUAUCUUGGUGGUGUGUGGUUUGAUCCCUUCAUGUGGAGAAAAGAAUCGUCCGAGCCACUGAUGGUUUUGAGGAUGAAAGAAAUCAAAAAUGGGAGACUUGCAAUGCUAGCUUUUGUUUUCCAGACUCUUUGCACUGGACAAGACCCUAUUGAGAACUUGAUGGCACUCAUUGUAGAUCCUGACCACUAUAGCACUUUUUAG
Molecule: messenger RNA, 378 nt
Organism: Fraxinus pennsylvanica
Lineage: Eukaryota; Viridiplantae; Streptophyta; Magnoliopsida; Lamiales; Oleaceae
Source: the annotation of a GenBank genome assembly